Camellia sinensis is the source of this 2828-nucleotide messenger RNA. The record is from RefSeq and is a predicted model, not a curated record. Lineage: Eukaryota; Viridiplantae; Streptophyta; Magnoliopsida; Ericales; Theaceae.
CUAAGAACCUGGUUGGUACAAACAUCAAGUAACAAUGAGUUUGAUUGGAAGGGAACGGUGUGAUGAUGAUUUCUCCGUCAUUGGAGACAAGGGAGAAAUCGGAUUUCUUGACUUUGAGGAUGACAAAUCUUUGUGUGCUUAUGACCCAAAUGAAGAGGGUCCGGUUCUUAUCUCCAUUCCAUUUCCCUUCAUACGAGGAAAGCCUCUGUCUGUUUUUGUUGGAGAAACUUUCACGCAUCCAAUUACCAUACAAAACACAACAAGUGAACCGGUGGAACUCUGGGGAGUCAACUUUUUCUGUUCAAAUCCCGCAGAUUCGUUCACUUUAUCCCUCCUCAAACCACCUUCAGUCAAUUCAGAUGCGGACUACAUUCAAGACUUUUUGGAGGGAUUUUCUCUCGAGGAUAGAGUUCUUCAGCCACUCCAGACUCAAACUAUUUGGUUAUCUUGCAAACCGAAAGACAUUGGUCUGCACACAUCCGUGGUACAUUUUGAUGUAGGAGAUGAAAGGAUUGAACGGGUAGUUUUUGUAUUGGCUGAAGACAAGAUCUCGCGGUCCUUGGCUUCAAAGAAGCCUUAUUCAAGAUUUCCGAGAAGAAAACAAUUUGCCACUAAUGAGUCUGCUAAGACGAAAACCCGAGGGCUAGAUUAUAAACUUCCUCUGUUUGAAAUUCCAAUGGGCGUUAGAGAGCUAGUGGAGAAUAAGCAAGUCCCUGAGGUUAUUACACAAGGUCUUAUGAAGGAGAACUAUGCUACUUACUUCAAUGCAUUGCUUAACAUGGAAGAGCUACAUUUGGAGAAAGAAAUGAGGUGUCAUGACAUGGAGCGCAUUACCAUGAGGAGGAAAGGGGCUAAUUUGUUGGCACUCGCCGUUCCUGGGCUCGCUGAGAGAAGGCCUUCGCUUGUGCAUGGUGAUUUUGCUUUUGCAAUGCUUGCCUUUCAAGGUGAAAAUGAUACUUCUCCUCCAUACCAGGGCAUCAUCCACCGUAUUGAGGCUGACGAUGUGCUUCUGAAGUUCAGCAAGAAUUUCCAUAUGAAUUAUCAAGUUGGAGUUCUGUACAACAUUAGAUUUUCAUAUAAUAGGGUGAACAUGCGAAGAUUAUAUCAUGCUGUCCAAGCAGCAGAGAGUUUAGAUACAAAUUUUCUCUUUCCAUCUCAAUCAACAAAAAGAUUAAUCAAAAUGACUCAAAUCGUGCCUUUCACACCUCUCAAUGAGGAGCAGCAGCGAGCUGUUGAGACGAUCCUUGGUUGCGAAGGAGCUCCUCCCUAUGUCAUCCAUGGGCCUCCAGGUACAGGCAAAACAAUGACUUUGGUGGAAGCAAUCUUACAACUAUAUGCAACAAGAAAAGAUGCUCAUGUUCUUGUUUGUGCUGCUUCAAACAGUGCAGCGGAUCAUAUCUUGGAGAAACUUGUCAAUAAUGAAGCGGUUGGGGUCAAAGAGAACGAGAUUUUCAGGCUAAAUGCAACUAGCCGGUCUUAUGAGGAUGUUCAAGCUAACAACAUUCGCUUUUGCUUUUUUGAAGAUUUCAUUUUCAAAUGUCCACCGCUCAUGGCCUUAAUGCAUUAUAGGGUCAUCAUCUCCACGUAUAUGAGUUCAUCACUACUUUACGUAGAAGGUAUUUGUUGCGGCCACUUCUCACAUGUCUUCUUAGAUGAGGCCGGCCAAGCUUCAGAACCAGAAGCCAUGGUUCCUAUAUCCAAUCUUUGUGAAAGCGAAACUGUUGUCGUUCUUGCAGGAGACCCCAUGCAACUAGGCCCGGUAGUAUAUUCCAAAGAUGCAAAGGUUUUCGGGUUAGGAAAAUCUUAUCUAGAAAGACUUUUUGAAUGUGAAUAUUACCACAACAGGGAUGAAAGUUUCAUCACAAAAUUAGUGAGGAAUUACCGUUGUCACCCUGCAAUUCUACACGUACCUUCGAAGCUAUUCUACAGACAGAAAUUGCUUGCGUGUAAAGAAGAUACCUCUUCUUUGAAAUCUUGGCUAAGCCUCCUUCCUAACAAAGAAUUUCCUGUUCUCUUCAUUGGCAUUCAAGGCUGCGAUGAGAGAGAAGGCAACGAUCCGUCAUGGUUUAAUCGAAUUGAGGCAAGCAAGGUUGUUGAUAUUGUAAAGAAGCUUAGAGGAAGUGAAGGUCUAAGGGAGGAAGAUAUUGGGGUAAUAGCACCUUAUAGACAACAGGUGGUGAAGAUAACUAAAGUAUUGGAAUCAUUUGAUAUGGGCAGUGUUAAGGUUGGGAGUGUUGAGCAAUUCCAGGGACAAGAGAGAGAAGUUAUAAUUGUUUCAACUGUGAGGUCAACAGCCAAACACAAUGGGUUUGAUAAAACCUAUUGUCUGGGUUUUCUUAGCAAUCCGAGGAGGUUUAAUGUUGCGGUUACUAGGGCGAAGUCCUUGCUUAUCAUAGUUGGGAACCCACACAUUGUCAGUAAGGAUCCUUAUUGGCACAAGCUUUUGUGGCACUGUUUUGACAACAACUCCUACCAAGGCUGUCCUCUCCCAGAAAGACGAUAUUAUGCAUACAAAGAGCCUAAUUUGGAAGACAAUUAGAAUUAUGAAGGAGGUACCUAAACACUUAACAAAAGGACAUGAACGGAUAUCUUAAUUUCCUCCUCAGUCUGUUAAGAAUGAAACUGAAUAAUUGGCAACAAGGUUUUUCAAUUUCUUGAACUACAAAUUCAUAAUUAAAAGAUUAACUGCUUGAAGAUUAUAUAUAUGACAAGUAUGGGAUAAAAUGUGUUCUAUUCUACGGUAUGCUCUUUAAGAUAUUAUGAUUGAAAGCAAGUUGAAAACAAAGUUUUAUGUAGAACUUAUAUAUAUACACACAUUUCAUUUUUUA